Neurospora crassa OR74A is the source of this 1443-nucleotide messenger RNA. RefSeq lists its product as hypothetical. Bases 1 to 1443 code for a protein of 480 amino acids. NCBI's taxonomy places the organism in Eukaryota, Fungi, Ascomycota, Sordariomycetes, Sordariales, Sordariaceae. The transcript has a single exon. The record is from RefSeq and is a predicted model, not a curated record.
AUGACACCCUUCCCCCAAGACAUCACAAAUCCUUCCUCACUCUCUACCUUCACCUUCCCCUUACGUCCCCGUCCCAAUGGGGGUAGUUCCAGUAGUGGUGGCUGUAGUGGUGGUGGGCAUUAUCACACUAUCAUCCAACAAUUCUCCGGCCUCACAAUCGGCGAGUACCAAACUCCACACGGAGACCGCCAUGUGGAAACCCGCCAUCAAGAGCAGCAAGUUGUCCAAACUACCACAACGACCACAACGACCACAUCGAGAACGACAGCCACGGGGCCCAGACACGAGAACAUGGACAGGGACAGGGACAGGGACAUACUUCUUAACCCUGUUUCUUCUUCUUCUGCCGUCAUGGGCCCGCAAUCCCCUAUUCACAACUGCAGUUCCAGUUCCAGUUCCUGUUCGGACUUUUCCACUGUGGCGUCCAAGACAGCGACGAGGGCGAGGACGAGCCGUCAUUCGCAACCUGCGUCAUCGAUCAGUAUAUCGGAGGUAUCCUCUGAGUCGGGGGCGACUGGAGGAGGACCUUCUCCGAAUCUGAAGAAAUAUUUGAGAACAAGAAGGGGCGCGAUUUCGGGGCCUAGUUGCCCUGGUCCCGCUCCCGGUCCUAGUCCUUUGAGUUUGGCUCUGAGUCCUCCAAGUCCGGCUUUGAGUUCAAGAUCAUCGUGGCGUUCGAGUAGUUCUAGACCUAGUCGUUCCAGAGCGUAUGGUGGGGAGCGGCUGUUGCUGCCUGCGCCUUCAAUGAGUUCUGGUUCUUUUACUUCCAGUGGUCUCGGUUCUGAGAUGAGUAGUGGUACUACCGGUAGCAGAGCUGGUGGCAGAACUGGUAACACUACUGGAGUUACUACUACCCGGUUGAGCGAAGCUCGACUUUUCCCUUUCUCUCUCAGGGGCUGGCCAGACCACAACCGUAACGGCUCCCAAAUCAUCACUGAUCCCACUGCAUUUUCCGACUCAUCAUCAGCUGUCUCCAAUGAAAGCAGUAGCAGUGUAAACACCGUCCAUCUGUUGGACUUGCACACAUCGCCGCCGCCGCCGCCGCCGUCGGCAUCCUUACGAACCAGUGCUAGUAGGCUAUCGCAAAACCCUCGUAUCAGGACCGGAGAGAUCACGCCGGAGGAUUCUAUCUCCCAGAUUGGAUCAUCUGCCUCUGCCUCCGCCUUACCCUCAACAAUACGGAGAAAUAGAGGACAACGAUCGUCGCUAAGCCUUCCGAUCCGGAACUUACCUCUACGGGGUGUCCGGUGCGUUUCUGCUACUGAGGUUGAAUUAUUGCCGCAUAUUCGUCUAGAAGAAGAGGACCGCUGGAUUUUACCAUCGAGUACACCUGGGAGGUUUGGGCCUCCGCCGCUUUCUGCAUUUGGAUCUGGGUCGUCGAGGGAUUCCUCUCUGAGGGGUUAUCGCCAAGUCGUUAUAGGAAGUAGCAGGUGUCCGUCUACCUAG